GGCAUGGUUGCAAGGUCAUAGAUGUUUAGUGUACUACUGUCAGACAGUGAAAUUGAUCCUUUGAAGAACAACCUCUUUGGUGCUAACGUUUUUGCAUUCUGAAAUGGAUUUAGUUCCACCCUUGGCGUCAGUACAUGCCUGUAGCGUUCAGCCACUGGAUGACUACGAAUCCCCAAGAGCACCACUUCGUCGACAAGUAUCCUUGGAUGAAGAGCGUCCGGAUGACUGCCAGGGUCACUGGCGAGGAAAUUACAUCCAGGGAGAUGACCAGGAACGGGGUGUGAGGUUGUUUAGAGCUUUGUUGCUGCAGCAUUUGAGGCUCGAGGAGCUGAGGCCCCCGCCCUGCAUGAUGGUGCCGGCAAAACCUGAUCACAGAGGUUGGUGGAUGUACUGGCGAGACUGGAGGUCGCUUGAACGAGCGGCGAAGAGAUUCAGAGAGACCAAGGCACGGGCUAUCUUGGCCGCGAGAGCUGAACACAUACCCUUGCUAAGCUUAGAUGAAGUUGCGUUUGAGGAUAUCAUGCAGGAACUCUGCCAGGCGUGUUCGCACGUGGAGAACAGAGCGCUGGUGGUACUGGCGUUUCUCUGCGAGGUGUGCGCGCGCGCAGUCAAGGUGGGGGGUUGGUGCCGCGCGGCGGAUUGGGCGGCGAGGCACGUCGCUCAGUGUGCCACACCCUGGGCAAAUCGACAUGGAGGAUGGAGCGCAGUUGUAGAACGUGCUGGUGGAACUCGUAGAGAUGAUACAACUCUUAUCGCUGGCGCAGCAUUUGCAGCUCUAUUGGCAUUCAUAUUGUUCUGUCGUCAUCGGUUCCGCUAUUCAGUACUUUAAAUAACCUCUUUGGUUAUCUUGGAUUUAUUAACCCGUUGUACGAUGGUGUACUAUUACUUGGAGAAAGUUCGAGAGAAGAUUGGAAAAGGUGUGAGAAGGUUCUGACGUGUGUCGUAUCCUUUUGAAUGUAUAAAAGGUUUAAAUGAUGAAGUUAAAUGGAUUAUAAUGUGUUUGUCUUUCAAUGUUUACUAGUAAAAGAUAUUUGUAUAUUUAGCUUUUGAUGUUGAACGUGUAUU
This is a messenger RNA of Papilio xuthus (Asian swallowtail), 1065 nucleotides long. RefSeq lists its product as uncharacterized. Gene Ontology annotation, biological process: regulation of apoptotic process. Lineage: Eukaryota; Metazoa; Arthropoda; Insecta; Lepidoptera; Papilionidae. The record is from RefSeq and is a predicted model, not a curated record. The coding region runs from base 104 to 829 and encodes 241 amino acids. The transcript is spliced from 5 exons.